CACCCGCCCGCGGACCUGACCCCGCGCGCCUGGGAUGCGCCGGGAAUGCGCGUCCUCCGGGCCUGCGGCUCCUCCCGGCUGGGCGCGGGGCGAUGGACCUGAGCAUGAAGAAGUUCACCGUGCGACGGUUCUUCUCCGUGUACCUGCGCAAGAAGUCGCGCUCCAAGAGCUCCAGUCUAAGUCGACUCGAGGAGGAAGGCACCGUGAAGGAGAUCGACAUCAGCCACCAUGUGAAGGAAGGGUUUGAAAAGGCCGACCCUUCCCAGUUUGAACUGCUGAAAGUCUUAGGACAAGGAUCCUACGGAAAGGUGUUCCUGGUGAGGAAGACCAAGGGGUCUGACACGGGACAGCUGUACGCGAUGAAAGUCCUCAAGAAAGCUACUUUGAAAGUUCGGGACCGAGUCCGAUCGAAGAUGGAAAGAGACAUUUUGGCAGAAGUGAAUCACCCUUUCAUCGUAAAGCUUCAUUAUGCCUUUCAGACGGAGGGGAAGCUCUACCUGAUACUGGACUUCCUGCGAGGAGGGGACCUCUUCAGCCGGCUCUCCAAAGAGGUGAUGUUCACUGAGGAGGAUGUCAAGUUCUACCUGGCUGAGCUGGCCUUGGCGUUAGACCACCUGCACGGCCUGGGGAUCAUCUACAGGGACCUGAAGCCCGAGAACAUCCUGCUGGACGAAGAGGGACACAUUAAGAUCACAGAUUUCGGGCUGAGUAAGGAGGCCAUCGACCACGAUAAGAGAGCUUACUCCUUCUGCGGGACCAUAGAGUACAUGGCACCCGAGGUGGUGAACCGGCGGGGACACACGCAGAGCGCCGACUGGUGGUCCUUCGGUGUGCUCAUGUUCGAGAUGCUCACGGGAUCGCUGCCGUUCCAGGGGAAGGACAGGAAGGAGACCAUGGCCCUCAUCCUCAAAGCCAAGCUGGGCAUGCCACAGUUCCUCAGCACCGAAGCCCAGAGCCUGCUGAGAGCCCUCUUCAAACGGAACCCGUGCAACCGUCUGGGUGCUGGCCUCGACGGGGUAGAGGAGAUCAAGCGGAACCCCUUCUUCAUGACCGUAGACUGGAAUAAGCUGUACCGGAAGGAGAUCAAGCCGCCAUUCAAGCCAGCGGUGGGCAGGCCCGAGGACACCUUCCACUUUGACCCCGAGUUCACAGCACGGACGCCCACAGACUCACCUGGCGUCCCCCCCAGCGCCAACGCUCAUCAUCUGUUCAGAGGAUUCAGUUUCGUGGCCUCGAGUCUGGUCCAGGAGGCCUCCCCGCAAGAUCUGCACAAAGCCACGGUCCACCCCAUCGUGCAGCAGUUGCACGGGAACAACGUACACUUCACCGACGGCUACGAGAUCAAGGAGGACAUCGGGGUGGGCUCCUACUCCGUGUGCAAGCGAUGCGUGCAUAAAGCAACGGAGGCAGAGUACGCCGUGAAGAUCAUCGAUAAGAGUAAAAGAGACCCCUCGGAAGAGAUCGAGAUUCUCCUGAGAUACGGACAGCAUCCGAACAUCAUCACGCUCAAAGACGUCUACGACGACGGCAAGUUCGUGUACCUGGUGACGGAGCUGAUGCGUGGCGGGGAGCUCCUGGACCGCAUCCUGCGACAGCGACACUUCUCGGAGCGGGAGGCCAGCGACGUGCUGUGCAUCAUCACCAGGACCAUGGAUUACCUCCACUCGCAGGGGGUUGUUCAUCGAGACCUGAAGCCGAGUAACAUACUGUACAUGGACGAGUCUGGAAACCCUGAGUCCAUCCGCAUCUGCGAUUUCGGGUUCGCCAAGCAGCUUCGAGCUGAGAACGGGCUGUUGAUGACACCCUGCUACACGGCAAACUUUGUCGCCCCGGAGGUCCUGAAGCGACAAGGCUAUGACGCAGCGUGUGACAUCUGGAGUCUGGGGACCCUGCUUUACACCAUGCUGGCAGGAUUUACCCCUUUUGCAAACGGCCCCGAUGACACUCCCGAGGAGAUUUUGGCGAGGAUCGGCAGUGGGAAAUACGCCCUUUCUGGGGGGAACUGGGACUCCGUCUCUGAUGCGGCAAAGGAUGUCGUAUCCAAGAUGCUCCACGUGGACCCCCAUCAGCGCCUGACGGCAGUUCAAGUUCUCAAACACCCAUGGAUCGUGAACAGAGAGUACCUGUCCCAAAACCAGCUCAGCAGACAGGACGCCCACCUGGUGAAGGGGGCUAUGGCCGCCACCUACUUUGCCCUGAACCGAACCCCGCAGGCGCCGCGGCUGGAGCCCGUGCUGUCGUCCAGCCUGGCGCAGCGCAGGGGCAUGAAGAGACUCACGUCCACGAGGCUGUAGUACCCGCAGG
Panthera uncia (snow leopard) is the source of this 2304-nucleotide messenger RNA. RefSeq names its product ribosomal protein S6 kinase A2 (gene RPS6KA2). The record is from RefSeq and is a predicted model, not a curated record. Gene Ontology annotation, molecular function: ribosomal protein S6 kinase activity; magnesium ion binding; ATP binding. Gene Ontology annotation, biological process: protein phosphorylation; intracellular signal transduction. The coding region runs from base 93 to 2294 and encodes 733 amino acids. NCBI's taxonomy places the organism in Eukaryota, Metazoa, Chordata, Mammalia, Carnivora, Felidae. The transcript is spliced from 21 exons.